AUGAAAGCAGUGCCAACAAUUGUGAGAAACCUCGGAACAAUCAACUCCGCUACAGGUAUAGGCUUUUCUUCUGUGCCAGAUCAGGUAAGGGAGCGAUCAAUUGCCAAUGGAUUUAAGUUGAACGUGCUAGUUGUCGGAAGGCGUGCGCUAGGAACCUCUACGCUGAUCAAUUCUAUAUUUGCUGCUCCGUUGGUUGAUAAAAACAGGCCCAACUCAAUCACCAUCACAAAGAAUGAAAUCAUAGAAAACAACAUUUCGCUCGACGUGUCCAUAGUUACAUAUCAUGAGCUCGACAUGACGCCCGUCAUUGAAUACAUAGAUGCAAUGAACAAGGAUUAUUUUGAGAACGAGCAGGGUCCAUACAAGACAUUCAAGGACAACAGAAUACACGCGUGCUUAUAUGUUCUUCCAUCAGAUUCGCUAACUGUGCAUGAAAUAAACAACAUGCAUGCUCUCUCCCAAAAAUGCAAUCUUGUGCCUAUAAUACCAAAAGCAGACAUGUACACGUCCGAGGAGCUCAUGCAAGUCAAGCAAAACGUAAAACACCUUCUGUUUGAAGCCAACAUUCAUUUGUUUGUUCCGUACGUAAGCGAAAACGACGGAGAUUUAGCCGCCGAGCUCAUGGAUAUAAUCGAUAAUAUGCCAUUCGCCGUGAUUGCCAGCGAAACCUUGUAUGAGCAAGAUGGCGACAUUAUCCGAGGAAGAAAGUAUCCAUGGGGAUUCAUCAACAUAGACUCAGAAGACUGCAACGACUUCAAAAGACUCCAAAGGCUGCUUAUCUACACAAACCUUGAUGAGCUAGUCACACGAACAAACCACACAUUCUACAACAACUACAGAGCAAAAGUAUUCGAUUUAGAAAACGGGUGUGGUGCAAUGAAGGAGGCAAGAUAUCUGAAGCUACGUAAGGAAAUGAUAAAAAUUCUUAAUGAAAAGUACGAAGCCAAGAUAAAUGCACUCAAGAAAGAAGAGGCAGAAAUGGACAGGCUCUUUAGCAGCCAAGCAAACGAAUCAAACGGAGCCUUACAUGAAAUACGAGACCAAAUUGAAAAGUCGCUUCGAGUAGAGUAG
Messenger RNA from Ordospora pajunii, 1071 nucleotides. RefSeq names its product septin. NCBI's taxonomy places the organism in Eukaryota, Fungi, Microsporidia, Ordosporidae. The record is from RefSeq and is a predicted model, not a curated record. Gene Ontology annotation, molecular function: GTPase activity; GTP binding; molecular adaptor activity. The transcript has a single exon. Gene Ontology annotation, biological process: cytoskeleton-dependent cytokinesis; intracellular protein localization. The coding region runs from base 1 to 1071 and encodes 356 amino acids. Gene Ontology annotation, cellular component: cell division site; septin complex; septin ring.